Acyrthosiphon pisum (pea aphid) is the source of this 977-nucleotide messenger RNA. RefSeq lists its product as uncharacterized. The record is from RefSeq and is a predicted model, not a curated record. The coding region runs from base 123 to 767 and encodes 214 amino acids. The transcript is spliced from 8 exons. NCBI's taxonomy places the organism in Eukaryota, Metazoa, Arthropoda, Insecta, Hemiptera, Aphididae.
ACCAGCCGGGGCAAACCAACACCAUUGGAAUCAUUUGGUCUUGAAUAACCGAAGGGUAAGAUCGUUACGAACUUGUUCAGCAGAUAAUAAUUUUCAGUUAUUACGGAUUACCGAAAUUCAUCAUGAGUAUGCUGAAAUUAUUCUUCAUAAUCGGUACAAUGGUGACGUUGGCUCAAUCUCAGAUUGCGGUCGAAUGGAUCUGCAAGGACGCCAAAUUAAUGGGCAACUGCACUAGAAUGCCUAAGAUUACAGACUUGCUCCAAACAAUUACUCAAAACAGCGAAGAUGGCGAAUAUGAAGACUUCCACUAUUGUCCACAGUACAUCGUGGAACGUCACAUCAAGUGUAUGCAGACGUACUAUAAUGGUUGUUAUAGGUCCAUGUCCGAAAUCUUGCGAAAUACUUUCAUGGCUUUUGUACCACUACCUGAGAACGCUAAAACUCUCUGCGACAAAACCCGGCCUUACAAGAAAGAAUUUAGAGAACACUCGGCUUGCACGAAAGCUUUGUUAUAUGCCGACGAAGAUUGGUAUGACUAUGUGGAAGAUUCUGAGAUGCAAUACGGACAACAAAUGGACGACAUGAAUGUCCGUGACCAGUGCAAAAUUGUCAACUGUUAUUGGCGUGAUUUGACCACAAGAAUUAGUGAGGAAUGCGGACCGAAGACCGAAAAGUUUUCUCACCAAGUGCUCAGCUACAUAUGGCCCAUGUCGAUGAUGUCGGUGGUACGCGAAUGUAAAAAGUUAGAGAACCGCUGUACAACAUAAAUAUAUAUUAUAGAAACUAUGCAGCGAGUUUCUAACUCUUGGACCAUUGUGAUGCGAUGUACAGUCCAAACCAAAUAUUCCGAAUUAUCUAUGGCUUUCGUUGCCAAUUCUUUCAAAAUUUAUAUUAUAACUUAUCAAUUUACAUUUUCUUAAACUUAAUUGUAAUUUUUUUUUUCAUUUUAUAAAAUAAUACUAAAAUUCGGGUUAAUA